CGUCUGAGUUACUUGAAGAAGAAGAUUGAGGUAGUUCCAGCUAACUCCUUUUCAGAGAAUCAGAGCCGUAGAUUCCCAGGAAUUUAGGCAUCUAAACCAGAUCAUUUGAUUUCCUCAUCAGGAUCUAGUAUCAGAGUGAAUUCAAAUCAGACAUUAAAUUUGGGUGCUUUUCAAGUUUGCGAAAAAAAAUAUAUGAUAAGAAUGGCAGUAGGACAGAUUCAGCAUGAAGAAUCUGUAACAACUGGUUUAAAGUUUGUCCCUGGCUCACGCAUUUUAGGGAGAAAAAGGGUUGUGAUUUCAAGUAGUUUGGAUUCAUCUUCUCCAUUAAGCGGGCCGUUGCAAAAGAGGCGUGGUGCAAGAUCGUGUAUGGAGAGAUCGAAUCGCCUCGAGUCACUGCCCCAAGAUGUUUUGGUCAGGAUACUGUGUAAGGUGAAUCAUAGUGACUUGAAACAGCUUCUUUUGGUGUCCAAGAUUGUCCAUGGAGCAACUCUGAUUGCUAAGGAGAUGCAUUUUGCUUUUAGCACUCCAUCUUCAAAGCCUAUCUUCAGGAGAGAAGGAAAUAUUGGAGAUUUUGCUUCAGAAGUUAGUGAAGAGGCACCAAAUGCACCGAAGGGACGGAGGGUUGCAAAAUCACGGCUAGAUCGAAAAACACUAUCAAGUAUUGCUGUUGCCCUCUUCGCAUCACCAGAGGACCGGUGGCCAAAGAACAGAUUGGCUGCAGAGAUGUAGAUAUGAAGUUUACUAGUUUUUGUUCACGUAAGCAUUUUGUAGACUUGCACUAGGUUGGCUUUUGUGCAUUCUGCAGGCUUUAGUUUCCACAGCUCUGUUCUGGUUGUUUUGUGCCUUGUUCUUCUAAGGUGAAGUCAUUGUGGAAGCCUUUCUUCAAUGCAUUUAUUGAAGAGAAAUGGCCUUCUAUGAUGUAUGUAACUAGAUAUCAAGUGUGUCGGAAGAGUGUUUCUCUCUUCUCUGUAGAUAAAUAUGUUGUACACUAGGAUUGAAUUGUAUUUGAAGGGUUAUCCUUCUUUUUACAUAAGAAGAAAUAAAACCACAAUUAAUUUCAA
This is a messenger RNA of Phoenix dactylifera (date palm), 1061 nucleotides long. RefSeq names its product F-box protein At1g61340-like. Gene Ontology annotation, molecular function: protein binding. Lineage: Eukaryota; Viridiplantae; Streptophyta; Magnoliopsida; Arecales; Arecaceae. The record is from RefSeq and is a predicted model, not a curated record.